This is a messenger RNA of Striga hermonthica, 1379 nucleotides long. Lineage: Eukaryota; Viridiplantae; Streptophyta; Magnoliopsida; Lamiales; Orobanchaceae. The record is from the annotation of a GenBank genome assembly.
GUGCGAGUAGUAAACGCCCUAAGAAUGAUUCGUGGAUCGUUAAAGCCCCAGUGCCCGGUGGCCCCGUUGAUGGGAGUGUUAUACCUAGCUUUCUAGGGCACGUAGCUUCCCGUAUAUGGAUUGGACAGUCCAGAGGCAUGUUGAAAUGCCAAAACAGGAUGGGAGCGCACAAGGAAUUGAGGGAGUGGCUCCGAGAGAUGGCUCAGGCUCCGCGCGAUCUGAUCCUUCAGACUGGGCUGUCACAUUUGGCGUCUAGCAUGCAUACUCACGUCGACACUCCACUUAUUUCUGCAUUUGUGGAGCGCUGGCAGCCGGAUACCAACUCGUUUCACCUGCCUUUUGGUGAAAUGAGUAUCAUGCUGCACGACGUGAGAGCUAUAUUGGGGGUUUCUUUGGAUGGAGCUGUAGUCACAGGGGACCCCGACAGCCUGACAUCCCAGGCGCACUGCAUGGAGAUCCUGGGGGUGGACCAGGGUAAUCUGAUGGCGAAUCUUUGGGAUCACGGCUCGGUGACAAAUGCCGCCAUUUUUGAGGCGUUGAGGAAGAAUGGCGCAGGUCGGUCGGCUGAGCAUGUGGCGAUUGGCUGGUUGUGGAUACUGCUCGCUACCACCUUGUUUACAGACAAGAGUGGUAACCGAGUCAGUCCCAAACUCCUGCACGAGAUGAUCGACGACGUGCAGGGAGUUGAGACUUACUCCUGGGGCUCGGCUGCACUGGCAUACCUAUUCAGACAGUUAGGUAUUGCCAGUAGGGGGGACGCGCAGGGACUUUCGGGCUGCUUGACACUCAUGCAGUCUUGGAUAUACGAGUACUUCCCCACGUUCCGACCCCAAAAAGCGCGUAUGACCUCUGAGCCUAACUGUGUCGCCCGAUCAGACUUGUGGAGCACCCCCGUCCCCGAGAGGUCAGAUAAGCGCCUCAAGGAUUUCCGUAGGCAGCUUGAUAGGCUCACCGCCGCCCAGGUAAACUGGCUGCCAUACGACCGCAAGCCACAUGAGCUGGAGCCUAGGACCCUUUAUUCCGGAUGUCUUAGGUACCGGGAUAUUGUGGAGCCGUACAUGCCUUUGCGUUGCUUGCGUCAGUUGGGCUACGUCCAGAUUAUCCCUCCUUGCAUGGAUCGUCCGACCAAUGCAUGUCGUGCCUGGGAGUCCAGGAUGUAUAGGGUUGAGCAUGCUGUUACAACUGCAGUAGAUCACUGGGACCAGUUCCCGCGGCUGCAUUCUAUACACUUGUCUGAUUUUACUCCCACCACCGUAGAUGAUCUAGGGAAAGCCCAUGAGGAGUACCGGCGAUGGUAUGAUCGAGUUUCUCAUCCUAUACUCUUGCCUGACAGUCAACCGGACAACGACGCUGUUCCUGCGCGCGCCAACACCGAUUAU